AUGUCACACGGGGCCAGCAGGUAUAAGAAGGCCCACGCAAAAAUGCGCUGGAAGUGGAAGAAGAAGAGGACGCACCGUCUCCAAAGAAAAAGAAGGAAAAUGAGACAAAGGUCAAGAUAA
This is a messenger RNA of Theileria orientalis strain Shintoku, 120 nucleotides long. RefSeq lists its product as uncharacterized. The transcript is spliced from 2 exons. Gene Ontology annotation, biological process: translation. Lineage: Eukaryota; Apicomplexa; Aconoidasida; Piroplasmida; Theileriidae. The coding region runs from base 1 to 120 and encodes 39 amino acids. Gene Ontology annotation, cellular component: ribosome. The record is from RefSeq and is a predicted model, not a curated record. Gene Ontology annotation, molecular function: structural constituent of ribosome.